Molecule: messenger RNA, 972 nt
Organism: Protobothrops mucrosquamatus (brown spotted pit viper)
Lineage: Eukaryota; Metazoa; Chordata; Lepidosauria; Squamata; Viperidae
Product: serine protease 55-like
Exons: 5
Coding region: 1-972 (323 amino acids)
Biological process (GO): proteolysis
Molecular function (GO): serine-type endopeptidase activity
Source: RefSeq, a predicted model, not a curated record
AUGGACUCGCCGGUGCCGCUCGUGUGCCUCCUCCUCCCGCUGCUGCUGCAAGGGACCGGGGCUCGGGCCCAAGGCUGUGGCUACCGACCAGACUUUGAUGCGCCCCAUGCCUCCCUUUUGGGCAAUGCCCGCAUCGUGGGGGGCACGAAGGCUCGUGCUGGGAAAUGGCCCUGGCUGGUCAGCAUUCAGACCAGCUCCUACCACUUCUGCGGGGGGAGCAUCGUGCACCCCUGGGAAGGCAUCAGGGUGGCGGCAGGGAGCAACUACCUGGGCAGGAACAACGUCACGCGCUGGGUGCGCAAGAUCCACCUCCACCCGCUCUACAACCCCAAGACCUACGACAACGACCUGGCGCUGCUGCUGCUGCACAAGCCCAUCCCCCACAGCUGGUUCCACACCGCCCUCUGCCUGCCGGACCACACCAUCGUCCCGGACGACAACAUGUGGGACAGCUGCUUUGUGGCUGGCUGGGGCCUCACCAAAGCCGGCUCAGAUUUCGGCUCUCUUGAGUUGCUGGACAUCCAGGUGGGCCUGGUGGACUGGAUCUUGUGUCUGCGCUGGCUGCACUCCAUCACCAGGAACAUGAUGUGCGCCGGGUAUGAGGAGGGCGGCCGGGAUGCCUGCCAGGGGGACAGCGGGGGACCCCUGAUGUGUCUCCCGCCCAGCCACAGCGGCCACGGCAGCCCCCGACGCUGGUACCAAGUGGGCAUUGUGAGUUGGGGUCGCAGCUGCGCAGCCCCCCGCAGCCCAGGCGUCUACACACGAGUCUCCAACUACCACUCCUGGCUGGAGCAGACCUCGGCGCACGAUGGGCGCCCCUUCCAGGUGCCCCAGAUCCCCGUCAGCCCCUCCCCGCAGCACGAGAAGCAGAACAACCUCUGGGCUGACGUGGACAGCGGCGUGGUCCCCGUGGCCCUCCCACUCGUGCUCUGCUCUCCCACCCUGGCGGUGCUACUCUGGGCCCUGGGCUGA